UCAGCAGCAGCGCCAGCUAUCAAAAUGUCAUCGUAGAAGGCGGUUUGUGCUAGAGCGACGAUGAGAAUGUGGCCAAAAGAAAUUGGGAGGAUAUAGUCAUAUAUAGAUGCAUGAACUAACCAAUUCGUAUUCUCCUUGUGGUAACUUCAAGAUAGAAGUAUGCACUUCUUGGCGAAAACUGUUUUUCUCUCCGCGGUCUUCAUGCUUUUCUUCAUGACCGACCUCUCGAGCAGCAGAAAGCGACGCAAGGCACAAACCAUAAAGCUAAGAGCAUCCCGGAAAACCGCCGAACUACGACUGGAAGACAACAUCACAUCAUGCAGAGAUGACGAAUGCAAGGCCCGCUGCGAGGGCCAGUUGAACCAGCAAUAUGUGGACGUUAUAGGGCACUGCGAAGGGGUGGCAUGCAAAUGCAACUACAAAGAACCAUGCAAUGUGCGACAAUGUCAAAGGCGUUGUCGCGCAGAAGGAGACCGGAGGCGUAUGCCGAACGCAAAUGGCCGAUGCGAACGAACGAACUGCAUUUGCACUCUUGAAGAUGACUGCGAUAAAACGAAGUGUAGGGAAAUGUGCAUCGCUAAAUACCCGGGAAGACCAAGCCACUCCAAGGGAGUAUGCAUCGAUGGAGAAUGCACCUGCAGGCAUUCGUAAUAAAUCAAGGACAUGCCGGAAGUUUCAUGAGAAGAUGCACGGAUGUUCUGCUACGUGGUUCUGCGAGCAACAACGACGCUAGCGGCAAUAUUCAAAAUAAAGAAUGCUCGCGACAUUGUGUCGUAUGGGCGCUGACGAAACGCUAAUACCAAA
Molecule: messenger RNA, 804 nt
Organism: Dermacentor andersoni
Lineage: Eukaryota; Metazoa; Arthropoda; Arachnida; Ixodida; Ixodidae
Source: RefSeq, a predicted model, not a curated record